Messenger RNA from Striga asiatica, 3420 nucleotides. Lineage: Eukaryota; Viridiplantae; Streptophyta; Magnoliopsida; Lamiales; Orobanchaceae. The record is from the annotation of a GenBank genome assembly.
GAAAAAAUUCACUUGCAAUUUGCAAAGAAUCUAAAAACCUACACUCCCAACUUUCUGUUCAGUUUUUAGGUUUAAACAAAGUUCACUCGAGCAUAACUUUUUGACUCGUUUAUUAAGAAGUCGAGCUGAUUCGUUUAUGAAAGGAGCAUGAAUUCAAAGGGAAGCUGCUCAGCACGAAUUGCAAUAGUGUUAAUCGAAGUUUCACGAAGACUUCUUUGUUCUUUUGAGUUGAUUUGUUCUGUUCAUGGAUAAAUCAUGUUGCCGUCCACACUCGAAAAACGCCGGAAAAAAAGCCAUAAAUUUCCUACGUGGAUUUUCUUGAGUAGAACCGUUCAUUGAGUUCCACGUGCUAAAAAUCUCCUCCUUUAAUUAUAAAAUUUGUUUUUUUAAAUUCAAUUAUUUAUUCUUAUCCUGAGUUGGUACUUGGUACGAGCUUGCUCAGUUAAUUUCUGGACGAAAAAAAAGGAAAAGAAAAUAAAAAUGGCGGCCGCCAUGGCCGUUCCUUCACCAAAUUCUUCUUCUUCCUUAGCUCAUCGCGACCUGACAUGCAGUUUCCUCAGUGGCUCACCGGUGAGGGUCCUCUGCGUUGACGUGAAAUCCAUGAGAAGAAAGGACAAAAAAGGAGUAGGUCUUGUGGUUGCCGCCGCCGCCGCAGGCGGCGAAGCCACCGGCGUAGGAAGGUUUUAUUUCAACUUCACUGGAUUUCCGUUUCCCCUCGGUCCUUUCCUAAAUCGCCGCACUAUUAGAUACGAGGCUGUGAAAGACAGCAUAUGGCUGUUCGAACAAGAGCAAGCGCUAGGUUUCAGCAGUGUGUCGACAAACAUCCGAAUGACGGUUAUCAAGCUCAAAUCUGGAGGAUUAUGGGUUCAUGCCCCUAUUGCUCCUACCAAAGAGUGCAUCCAGCUUGUGAAAGAACUAGGCGCUCCUGUGGAGUAUAUAAUCCUACCCACGUUUGCUUACGAGCAUAAAAUAUUUGUCGGACCCUUUUCAAGAAAGUUCCCGAAAGCUCGGGUGUGGGUUGCACCUCGGCAGUGGAGUUGGCCCCUGAACUUACCCCUCCAAUUUUUCGGGAUUUUUCGAGCCAAAACAUUGAAAGAUGAGGACUCAUUAGCCCCAUGGGCUGAUGAAAUCGAACAGAAAGUCUUGAGCUCUCCUGAAGUUGGAAUCGGACCAUAUGUUGAGGUGGCAUUUUAUCAUAAGCGAACGAGGACUCUACUCGUAACAGAUGCAGUGAUAUAUGUCCCGAGGCAGCCACCCGAGUGUAUUAGCAAAGAAUCUUUAUUAUCGUCUGCUAAGAAUGGUUUGGCCGUAAAAAUUCUUAGUAAAGGGAAAAAAGUCCCUGAGGAACCAGUUGUUGACAACAAACUGAACAGACAAAAGGGAUGGGAAAGAAUGGUCCUUCAGAUUUUGUUCCUUGGCCCCUCGAAUCUGUUGGAACCAAACGCGAGUUUUUCUCAGAUGUCACAGAAGCUGAUAGUCUCGCCCAUUGUGAAGACACUUGUUUUCAGCAAAGUUCCUGAAAAGGCAAGUUUUGAUCCAUUACUACAUGAAGUUAAAGAUUGGAUCGACCGAAUCACAAGGGAUUGGAGGUUCAAGCGUAUAAUCCCUGCUCAUUUCGCAGGCCCGAUUAAUGCAAACAGGUCCGAUUUUUUGGCCGCAUUCGCAUUUCUCGAUGAUCUUCUUGGCAAAAAAUACAUUACGGGCCCUUCUUUUUCCCUACUUUUCGCAUCACUAUUGGGAAAGACCGCCAGCUAUUUCCCACCCGACGAUAUGAGAACCCUUUCGUCUCUCGAUGAGUUCUUGGUUUCGGUUGGAGCUGUCAAGAAAACUGUCUCGGGCCGAAUUUGGUUUUCUUCCAAUUUACUUUUUAACAUUUCUAAAACUUUUAUGGCUUAUGAAAGAGAAGAAUGCAUAAACAGAAGCCAGAGUAAAGCUCACAGCUCAAUGGGGAAUUCGACCCCAAAAUCGGCUUCUGUAGUUAAUAAACGAGCCGUGGACCCACAUUAUCUUCGUUCAUCCACUGGUUCUUGUCACGAUUUCUGUAAGUACGGAAAAAACAAACAUUCGUCUGAAGAGAAGGCAAGAAAACCUUUGCUCGACGAUAUAGUCGAGAAAAAGAAAGAAAAAAAUGCCGACAACAAGCCAAAAACGGACACCAAAAUCCGCUCGCUCGAUUUAAACUUGUCUCCCGACAUCAGAUUCGAGUUCGACACGCCAAAGCUGAAGACAUCCUUUGAUAAGAAAAAGGUUGUAAAAAAAGAGACUUCAUCACCAGAUACUAAAAAAAUCCUCUCUCCUGAUAGAAUAAACUCCUUACAAAGACCCAAAAACUCCUCUGUUUUCAAAACUGGUUCCAUGAAUAAAAAUGCUUCCUCUAGAAAUAAGCCGAUAUUCAAAAAGCCCAAACCUUUAGAUCCACCGGAUUUUGUCAAGAGUGUGUGUUUUCCUUCUAAAAGCAACGAAAACCUGGUGAAAAAUGUCUCGUCGGGUGAUAACCGAACAUCGACAGUUGAGACGUCGAGUUCCUCUCAUGUAAAGUCAAAACCGGUCAAGGUUGUUAAACCGGCAUUAUCUUCUUCUGGCAAUUUGGAUCUUAAACAUAGAAAGGGGUUAAAGAACACCGAAUCUGGAAAGAAAGUCAUCAAGAGGAGUUACAGCAAUUCAAUAAAAAAUGGAAAUGCAAAUUCGGAGUCUCGUUUGAAGGACAUAAAUAGAACGAGAAGAGUUGUUAAUGAGAAUAAAAUCCUUCACGUUAUCGAGUCAAAAAAUGCGAAUAGUGCGUCCAAACGUAACGUGGAGCCCGUUUUAUCACUUUCACCAUCUCAUGAAAAAUCUCACCUUUUGUCGUCUCGUGAGGAAAAGGUAAAACACAGUAAGACUCUGAAAAGGUCAAAUUCGACUUUUUCUGAAGAUUACAAAACUCGGUCUCCCAUGAAGCUGAAUUUCAGAAAUGGGAAAGUCGUGGAUGCAACUGAUGAAAGGAAAAAUGAUUUAAGGAGAAAAUUAUUCAAAAAGGCUGCUGCUGUUAGAAAGACUCGUGAGGAGGUUUCAUCUGAAAAGGUUGUCUUAAAGCACCGGAUUGAACAGGGGAAGAAGAAGGGUCAUCAAGGUUUAUUUAACAAUGUUAUCGAGCAAACUGCAAGUAAGCUCGUUAAGAGUAGGAAAAGUAAGGUUAAAGCUCUUGUGGGAGCUUUUGAAUCUGUAAUCUCCUUACAAGAGGGUAAAAAUACUUCUCUCCAGACUAUUUCUAGUGAUUCGGCUGACUGCUUUGCUCAUCAACACGCUCGUGUUCAGUCUCUGCAUCAAAAUCCAAUCCUUCAAUCUGCUGCAUAUCUUAGCCGCAUCAUGUCCUCUGCAUUCCACCACAAUAUCUCUUCCUUUCUUGCUCUGUCUGUCACGGUGAGUUUGAUCAAGCGGUAA